GACCAAACCUCAUUCAUUCAGAUUCAAGAAAUCCAAAGGAAUCACAUAAAUGCGCAUUCGAAUCCAUGCUGGAGAAGCCUGGUGCCCCAAGGAGCAUGAUAUUCAAUACAUCAGGGAGUGCCUUGGCCCAGACCUUGGAUAUGUAUGUCUACAGACGACUCCAGUACUCAAUGCAUUCAGUGUUCUAGUGCCUCCUGAUUGGAAUGCAGCUGGACUGGAGGUGGUGAAAGCACCCAUCCCAAAUUACUUUCCAGAAAUGUCUGAAGACAAAGUCCACGCUUGGCAUGUGUUUUCUCCAGCCACCCAGCAUUCCAUGGAACCAGUAUUGUACUUUCAAAAGCUGACAGACUACAAGAACACUUCAACUGAAUUCACUGCCGGCAUAACUCCAACCAUGCAAUCCUACCUGGCGAACCGGACCAUUGCAACAGCCCAUCAUCGGUUCCAUUGGCAGUCGGAGACUGGGUAUAUGUGCUGGGACCAACGACCUUCAUCCGGGGAUGUUGGCCGUCGUCUAUACAGAGGAGAAAACGUGACGGCCAUGGAUGGGAAAGAUGACCUCCGUAGAAGAGAAAGAAGUGACCAUCCACUGCGUCUCCAGGCCCUUUGGACGAUGGCGGCGGGAUCUUACGAGGCCGAUCGUCCAAUGGAUGAAUAUUGGGCUCCCCUCAUCCUUCGAUUCUGUGCAAACUGUGUUUUUGUCUACUGA
Molecule: messenger RNA, 709 nt
Organism: Darwinula stevensoni
Lineage: Eukaryota; Metazoa; Arthropoda; Ostracoda; Podocopida; Darwinulidae
Source: the annotation of a GenBank genome assembly